ACUCAAGUUUCUUUCCCAUGUCGAUGCCGCUUCCUGUGCUAUUUAGUCAAAUUCGUUGGGUCCUGGAAGGCUCACAAGGCGCUCCUUCAUUGCUCGAACUUAUCGGUACAAUAGACGAAUUUGUUCAUGCAGUGGAUCCGGACUCUGUACCGUCAGCGGACAUUGAAGAAGAACUACAGACUAUCCAUCGGGAUGUCGCGGGCCACCCCUCUCCACGCCAAGCCGAGGGAUUUCUAGCUGUUCUGUAUCAUCUUCGACCACUUCUCUCUUCGGCAUCUGUCAUUUUACUGUGGUUCGACCUCAUCUUGCGUCCGGCACUCCGCGAACCAAAGUUGUCUACUAAUGCCAUUAAUAAUGCUACGGACCUAAUCGUAUCUGCCCUCAGAAACGAUGAUAAUACCCAUCAGCAGAAGUCUGAUGAUUUCAGGCAGCGUAUUGUUGAUUAUUACCUCCUUGACGCGUUCAAUGAAGGGUCAGGGGACGAUAUGAUACUGUGGGCCGAGUUGGACGAGUCAGAAAAGGAACGGCAGAAGUGUUGGAAGACCAACUUGGAGAAUAUUCUGCUUAAAUACGGAACUCAAUGUCCUGAGGAACUAAUGACCGAGCUGCAUGGGCAGUUCGUCAACCCAUCGUCUCGUCUGCAGAUCCUCAUUUUGCUCAAUUUAUUCACUUCUUCCCCCGGAUUUCGCGACUCUGCAUCCAUUCUUGCAACACAUCCACUAACAUCUAGGGUAAUGACAUCGUUAUUGAUCGAUAAUUCUACAACUGUCUGCAGCGUUGGGCUGACACUUCUGGUCAAACUACUUCCCCUUCUUGCCGUUCAUGCUUGCGAAAAGUUAAAGGAGAUGGUCCCACAAUUACUGCUUGUCCUCUCCAGAAUUAUAUGCUGGAAGGAGCGGGUCUCCAUUGUUGAUGAAUCUAAUGGUUCUCAUAUGGACAUCCCAAGGGAUUUCUUCAAUGCCUUUCCCUCCCACGAAAUACGUCCGGAACUCCAUUGGGAGCGCCUUGAAUCGACAUUCGAUGCAGCGGCAGCCCCGGGACCCUCUCCCCGCCGAUUCUUCACUUUUCUUUACUACCUUUUCCCUUGUAAUGUCCUCAGGUUCUUGCGCGCGCCAUUAGCUUAUCUCAAUGACUGUCAUCCGGAGUCUCCCUACACCGUAGGAUGGGAUACCGUGAUUGACGAAAACGAGUUGAAAGGAAAAGCGGAGAAACUCCUCAGGGAACAUCAAUGUCAUCCGCUCAUAAUAUGGCGAGAUGCUAAAGAUGAACUAAAUCUUCCGGACUUUUGGGCGGAAUACGACGUAUCUCGGAUCGUGAGCGAGGCUGCCAUGUUGGAUGUUAAUAACAUGGCGCUUUCUAUUCGUGCGAAGCUCGACGAGACCAAUGCUACCGCAACAUAUACACCCUCGGAAGCGAGUGUGGAGGAUACUCCAGCUGCUACCUUGCACCAUAUUGACCUAUCAUCCAGAGUCGCCAAAAUAUCGUUGCAAGACAUGAUCGCGACUUCUGUAGCGUUGAAAUCCAGUCUAGAUGUAAACAUUACAGCACCGACAUCUCAGUGGCCUGGUGCUCUGUUUGCCUCGUCGGGCGCAUCUUCUACCAAGAAUGGCAGCUCCCCGAGGCCCGAGAGUGUAGGAUCAAAAAGCAGUGACGAAAUCCCAUCCCAUAUUGUUCAGGCCAUUUCUGCCCUCCAGCGCGAGCUCGUUCUGUUAAAGAAUGAGCUCAACUUUGAGCUAUGGCUUUCGAGGGAAAACGUGCAGCACGUAGGUCGAUUAUACCAAGAGCGGAUUCUUUCCAAAAACGUCGAAGUCGAGAGACAAGGAUUGUACAACAAGCUGCGUAACUAUCGCACGCAAGUUAUAGGCCUGGAAAGCGAACUACGGGAACACAAGGAGCAGGCAUAUUCUGCCAAAAACAAGUAUGCAGAGUGGAACACGGAGCUCCAGGGAAAACUUCGAGAAUUGCGGGAUGAAAAGAAAAGGUGGACUAUGGAGGCUGCCGCUUUGCGGACGGAAGCAAAGGAAGCCAAGGCUCAAUUCGCAGCCCAGGGUGAGCUACUGGACAGUGCGACGAAAGAGCUGUUCAUGCUUCAAACACAAAAGAAGGAAAACCAACAUAAAAUUGACCGGUUAAGGGACUAUGAGAAGCAGAUACAGCAGCAUCUCAAGAUGCAACAGCUCUGGGACGCGGACUUUUAUAUGUUCAAUCAAAAAGAGGAGGAAAUGACGAUGCUGCGAAGCGAGUACAAGCAGAUGGAUCUUCGUCUUCAGAGUUAUGAGAAGAACCUUGCAGAGCUUGAGGAGCAGAACAGAAAUUACCGACGCCAAGUGCAAACACUCGAGGCACGCAUAGCAGAAGCCAACCGCACGCGUAAUGGAGCACAGGAAUCCUCCAUGCUGUCCAUGAUGGCGUCUGAUAAAAAGCUGUUGACCGCGGUUAAUAGGGAUUUGCGUGAGAAGAACUCGGAGCUGAUGGAAGAAAAGGAGGAGCUCAAGGCCAUGGUGGAAGUGUUGAAGAAUGAGGUGGGCGGGAGACGGGGUUUAGUUAAUGACCCCCGCGCUAGCCCGUUGUCGUCUUCAUUUUUGUACGGACAAGGAGUGAUAUGAUUAGUACCUUAUGUUCUCUUCAACAGCCCGUGGAAGAAAGUAG
Messenger RNA from Desarmillaria tabescens, 2649 nucleotides. RefSeq lists its product as uncharacterized. Lineage: Eukaryota; Fungi; Basidiomycota; Agaricomycetes; Agaricales; Physalacriaceae. Bases 18 to 2606 code for a protein of 862 amino acids. Gene Ontology annotation, biological process: negative regulation of TOR signaling; regulation of cell cycle. The transcript is spliced from 7 exons. Gene Ontology annotation, cellular component: TSC1-TSC2 complex. The record is from RefSeq and is a predicted model, not a curated record.